GUUGGAUUGGCUCGAUCCUCUCCCGCCAGGCCUGUCCGACUCCCGCGCGCUCCUGGGCCCGCCCCCACCGCCAUCUUGGCCCGGGAGGGAGCGGAGAACAGGCGCGAGUAAACAGCCCAAGCGGCGGGAGUCGACUUGCGGUAGCAUCCUCGUGCCGCGGGCUUGCGGCGGAGGGGACCGCGUUUGGAUCUGCUCGCGAGCAGUCAGGGUGGCCGACAUGUCGGCCCUAGGUGAGAAUCCCCUCCUGCCGCUGUUGGAGACUUUGGAAGACUCUUCCGCCUUCCCUGGAGAGCAGACCGACGCUUACCUGACCCUGACCAGUCGUAUGACUGGAGAUGAAGGAAAAGAAGUCGUCAUAGAAAUGGAGAAAAAUCUUCCUCGGUUAUACAAAGUUUUAAAGACUCACAUUUCCAAUCAAAACUCAGAGCUGAGUAGUGCUGCUCUUCAAGCUUUGGGCUUUUGUUUAUAUAAUCCCAAAAUUACUUCAGGAUUAUCAGAAGCAAAUAUUCAAGAAUUGCUUUCAGAACUGAAUGAUAUUAUUAAAAGUUCAGACAAAAAUGUACGUACCAGGGCUCUUUGGGUAAUAUCCAAACAGACAUUUCCCACCGAAGCUGUUGGCAGAAUGGUAUCCAGUAUAAUUGAUUCAUUAGAAAUAAUACUUACUAAAGGAGAGAUACAUUCUGCUGUUGUUGAUUUUGAAGCAUUAAAUGUUAUCAUAAGGUUAAUUGAACAAGCUCCAGUUCAGAUGGGAGAAGAGUCAGUAAGGUGGGCUAAACUGGUCAUACCUUUAGUGGUUCAUUCAGCACAGAAGGUACAUUUGCGGGGAGCCACAGCUCUGGAAAUGGGAAUGCCAUUGUUGCUUCAGAAACAACAAGAAAUAGCAAACAUUACAGAGCAUCUUAUGACUACUAAAUUAAUCUCAGAACUCCAAAAGCUAUUUAUGAAUAAAAAUGAGACCUAUGUUUUAAAAUUAUGGCCUUUGUUCGUCAGACUUCUUGGAAAGACCUUGCAUCGAAGUGGGAGCUUCAUCAAUUCUUUGCUACAACUGGAAGAACUGGGAUUUCGUAGUGGAACACCCAUGAUUAAAAAAAUAGCUUUUAUUGCUUGGAAGAGCUUAAUAGAUAAUUUUGCUUUAAAUUCAGAUAUACUGUGUAGUGCAAAAAGACUCAAGUUGUUAAUGCAGCCUUUGAGUUCCAUCCAUGUGAGAACAGAAACUCUAGCAUUAACAAAACUAGAAGUCUGGUGGUAUUUGCUAAUGAGACUUGGACCUCAUCUCCCUGCUAAUUUUGAACAGGUUUGUGUGCCUCUGAUUCAGAGCACAAUAAGUGAUUCUAGUACUUCACCUCCAGGAAAUUCAUCACGUGUAGCUGCUUCUCCAGGAUUAAGUCCUAUGACUCCUGUACACAAAGGUGCUUCCCCAUAUGGAGUUCCUGUAACUACACGGAUGAAUAUGAGUACAAAUUUAGGUGGAAUGGCAGCAAUUCCUUCCAUUCAGCUUUUGGGACUUGAAAUGCUGCUUCAUUUUUUAUUGGGUCCAGAAGUCUUAAAUUUUGCUAAGCAACACAAACUUGUAUUGAACUUAGAACCACUUGAACAUCCGUUAAUCAGCAGUCCUUCUUUUUUUUCUAAACAUGCACAUACACUUAUCACUGCUGUUCAUGACAGCUUUGUUGCAGUUGGAAGAGAUGCUUCUGAUGCAGUUGUCAAUGCUAUCUGGAAGGCGCUAAUUAGCCUAGUGAAUUCACUUACUGAAUCCGGAAAUAAAAAAGAGAAACCAGGUUCUGAAGUAUUGACUCUCCUACUAAAAUCUUUAGAAAGCGUAGUGAAAUCAGAAGUACUUCCUAUAUCAAAAACCCUGGUCCUCAUGGAAAUUACAAUUAAAGGACUUCCUCAGAAAGUGUUAGGUUCACCAGCAUAUCAGGUUGCUAAUAUGGAUAUUCUUAAUGGAACUCCAGCUUUGUUCUUAAUUCAGUUAAUUUUCAGCUGUUAUAUACAGGAAUGUGGAAUAGCAGAUGAAAGGUUUUUUCUCAACCUGGAAUCACUUGUAGGCUGUGUGCUUUCUGGUCCAACUUCACCACUGGCUUUUAGUGACUCCGUUUUAAGUGUUAUUAAUCAAAAUGCAAAGCAAUUGGAAAAUAAGGAGCAUCUCUGCAGAAUGUGGAGCAUUAUAGUCACUCCGUUGACUGAAUUGAUUAAUCAGACCAAUGAAGUAAAUCAAGGUGAUGCCUUAGAACAUAAUUUUAGUGCCAUCUAUAGUGCAUUGACUUUACCAAUAAAUCAUAUUUUUUCAGCACAGAGAUUUCCUGUGGUGACCAUGAAGGCUUUACUUCGAACUUGGUCAGAACUGUAUAGAAUAUUUGCUCGCUGUGCUGCUUUGGUAGCAACUACAGAAGAGAAUUUGUGUUGUGAAGAACUUUCUUCUAAGAUAAUGUCCACUUUAGAAGAUGAAGCCUUUUUGAAUUUGUUGUUCUUGGACAGAAUCAUUCAUAUUAUUACUGUAAUAGUGGAUUGCAUUGACUUUUCACCGUAUAAUAAUAAAUAUCAGCCCAUAGUUAAAUCACCACAGAGGUCUUCAGAUUGGGCCAAAAAGAAGAAAGAGCCCCUAGGAAAAUUGGCCUCUUUGUUUAAACUUACUGUAAGAGUGAUUUGUUCGUUCCAUACCUUGAGCUUCAAAGAAACACAUUCUGAUACUCUGCUUGGUAUUGGCAACUCAAUCAUCAACAUGAUUUCCAAUCUCCUUGGACAUAUUUCUUUGCCUUCUGUGAUUCGAAAAAUAUUUACCGUAUUAACAAGACCCUUGGCAUUAUUUUAUGAAAAUUCCAACCUUGAUGAAGUUCCUAAAGUGUAUAGUUCUCUGAACAACAAGUUAGAAAAGCUACUAGGAGAAAUUGUUACUUGCCUGCAAUUCAACGCUGGGACCUUUGACAGUGAACUUCUUGAACAGCUCUCCCCACUGUUAUGCAUAAUAUUUCUGCACAAAAAUAAACAGAUUCGAAAGCAGUGUGCUCAGUUCUGGAAUGCCACAUUUGCUAAAGUGAUGAUGUUGACUUAUCCUGAAGAGUUGAAACCAGUACUAAGAGAAGCCAAACAGAAAGUUUUGCUUCUAUUGCCUGGUUUGGAAAAUGUUGAAAUAAUGGAAGAAUCCAGUGCAUCAUACUCAGAUGCAACAGAAAAUUCACAAUUAAAUAUCAAGAUAAGUGGUUUGGAAAGAAAAUCAAAUGGAAAAAGGGAUUCCUUUUUGGCACAAACAAAGGGAAGAAAAGAAAAUGUGAAGCUGUCUGCCAAACUGAAACGAGAGUCUUCAUCUCUAAGAGUAAAAAGUGAACCUCUUUUGGAAGAGGAAAAGUCUACUGAUUUUGUGUUGAUACCUCCAGAAGGAAAAGAAUCAAAGGAAAGAAUACUAACUGAACAUCAAAAAGAAGUACUCAAGACAAAGCGGUGUGAUAUUCCUGCCAUGUAUAAUAAUCUGGAUGUUUCACAAGAUACUGUAUUUACUGAUCACUAUAGUCAGGAAGACUCUGUACAAACUCCUACUUUAACUGAAAAACCAAAGGAGGAUACCAAGGUGGUGACUAAGGAAGAACAAAUGAAGAGUGACACUGUCAUUCAAGAUGCCUUGGAAAACUGUGGUAUGGAUGAACAUGUCAAAAAGGCUUCUUUUUCAAAUAAUGAGUGUGGUUUUGUUCCCAAAACCAAUCCAGAAAUAAUGAGCGGUAGUAACGAAGCCAGAAAAAACAGUUUAAUUUCAUCAAAGAAAACGUCAACAGAAUGUGCAUCUAGUGCAGAAAAUUCAUUAGUCAGCAGUCAAUCAAUUUCUGAUGCCAGUAUUUCUGAAACUCCCCCACAAACUACAAGUCGGAGGCAAAGUUUUAUUACCUUGGAGAAGUUCGAUGGUUCAGAGAAUAGACCUUUCAGUGUACCCUCUUUGAGCAGUAUGUCGUCAAAUACUUUGGUGCAGAAUAGCCAGGAAAACAUGACUACAACAGAUAAUACAUCAAAAACAAAUAAGAGAGAAAUGAUGCAUUCAAAAUCUGAUUCUGAAAAGAACCUUCAUGGAAUUAGGAAAUCAAGCCGGAGAUUGAGUAAAGUUGAGAAGUCAGCAAGUAAAAGAUCUAAACCCUUAAUAAAAUCUCAACAGGAGGAAAAUCAAGAAUUGGUUGAAGGCACUAUAUCUUUAGAAAAUAAUUCACCUGUCUUUUUUAAUCAAACAGACUGUUCAUCAGAUGGUCAGACUCAUAUUUCUGACUCUGUUCCAGAGCAUGAAGAUAGAAGACCCAAACUAACAUUAGAAAAUACUGUGUUAUUGGAAAACGGUACUGUCCAAGACAAAAACAUGGGGAUUAAUUUAGAAUCCAAAGAAAAUACACCUCCAGCGCAACCCCCAGCAGAUCAGAUAGUAAAUGAAGAUAGUCAGGUUCAGGUAACUCCAAAUCAAAAAACUCUGAGACGAUCAUCAAGGCGACGUUCAGAAAUAACAGACGCUGUUGGUGAUAACCAAGAUAAAGAAAAUAGUCAUCAAAAAAAGGAAAGACAUAAGGAAGAGGAAAAACUUCAGGGCUUAUUGCAUGUAAAAGAUGAUGUGUUACCUAAACAGAAACUGACUUACGAACAAACUGGGCAGGAAAACUUACUUGAGAAAGAAAGUAAUUUACAUGAGAAGGCUUGUGGUGAAACCAGUGUUAAUGCUGACAUUGAUCAAAGUAAAAGAAAACCAGACCUUGAGAAUGUUAAUUCUCAGGGAGAUAGUGCCCUGGACAUUGUAGAUAAGUCCUCUGAGAGACCUUUAAGAGGACGAACACGUUACCAAACAAGAAGGUUAUCUCAGGGUUUGCUUUCUAGCAUUGAAAACUCAGAAUCUGAUAGUUCUGAGGCAAAAGAAGAAGGUUCUAGGAAGAAGAGAUCUGGAAAAUUGAAAAACAAAAACAAUGACAGUAUUGAUACUGAACAAGAGGAAAAAAUCACAGAAGAGGAAUCUGGAAGUGUCACGAAUCAUACACAAGAUUAUAAAGCAAUUUCUGAGAUAGAUGUAGACAAAAAGCCUCAGGUUCUUGAAAAAGGUCAGAGUAAUACUAUAAUACUUCAGGAUUCUAAAACAUCUGUGGGCAUGUUGCAAGUUUCUGUUGAUGUGCCAAACACAUGCGAGGAAAGAGUCAAGACUACCAAAUGUUUAGAGUCUUCCUUUGCAAGUUCGCCUAUGCCAGAAUCAAAUUUAAAGACUAGAAAUGCCAGUAAGAGAUCAGUUAAGCAAGAUUCUGAUAACAGUGUGGGAGAAUGCUCUAGAAUUGGGGCAUCAGAAAUGUCUACACUUUCUGAAAAAAAUGUCCAGACAAUUGAAUGCCACCAUAAGAGAAGUAGGAGGGUGAGAAGAUCUAAAGGUUGUGACUGCUGUGGGGAAAAAUCUCAACCUCAGGAAAAGUCACCCAUUGGGUUAAGGAACACAGAAAAUACUGACAUAAAGAGCAGUGAAAUAAAGACCAGUGUGCAAACACCUGACACAGUAUUAGAAACAGAUUCUAAAGCUAAUUUGUGUUCUGAAGUGAAAGUUUUAGAUGAACGUGCAAGUGUGAGUUUUAGUUUGGUUCUCAAGGGGAAUGACACUAUUAAUGAUUCUGUAUUGGGACCUGAAACUGAGUUGAAAAAAAAUACUAUUCAAAAGUCUUCUGAAAUAAUAAGUUUGAAAGAAAAAGCUUGUGAUACAAAUUCUGGUGAAGCAUGUGAUACAAAUUCUGGUGAAGCACUGUGUCCUGAAAGUGAAGAACCAUCUAAUAAAAAGUUUAAAGCUGAAGACCCAUGUUUAGAGAACAGCAAGGACAUUUCAGAGGCAUAUCAUUUGGAUACCACAGGAGAAAACCCAGAAACAACACUAAAAAUAGAACUUAAUGUUGUUAAUAUUAAAGGAAAUGUAUGUAAAGCAAGAGGAGAAUCCAAUAUAGAGGUUGUAAAAGUUACCAAAUUAGAUGCAGAAAACUGUGAAUCUGAAGCUAGCGUCUCUGAAAAAGUGUGUGUCAAAAAUGACACUUCUGAAGUGGCAACAGAGGAAUGUAAGAGUAGUGUUGAACCUAGCACAGAAACAGGUGACAGACAAGAUGUCAAAGAAGUGGCACCUGAGGACUUUUGUUCAGGUGUUGGCCUUUGUGAUAACACCUCACCUAUAAAUGUGGAACCUCAGACUGACAUAUCUGAACAAAUAGCAGGUGGUAAACUAGGUGACCAAAAUGAGUCAGUUACAGCCUCAUCUGAAGAAAUGAAUACUAACAUGGAAAAUUCUGAAGAAAUAGUGAUUAAUCACGUGAGUAAUGAAAUUGACAAUGUCACAGAAACAGAUGAGAAUGUAACUACUAAAACUAAGUCAGAAAUGAAAAUAGAACAGUUGAAUGUAGAACUUGACAGUUUUGUUUCUGACACACUUGAAAUGAACACUGAGGAAGAAAAGAUUGACUCUAAUAAAACUGAAACUAAUAUUGAACUUUGUAAGUCUGAAGAAACAAAUUUAGAUGACAAUCAAAUGGUAGUGGGAAAUAUUUUAUUGGAAGUUAAUCAUACUCCAGAUAAAGCAGAAAAACCAACAGAGUCUUUGACAUCUGAAACAGCUGUCUCUGAACUAGUAACGGAAAACAUUAAUUCAUCUCCUGAAAAACUGAGGGAACUUGAUUCUUUGCUCAUGUCAGCAAAUGACAGUCCUAGUGCCACACAGACACGCUGUGUCUGGUCUCCUUUGGCUUCUCCAUCUACCAGCAUUUUAAAAAGAGGACUAAAACGACUUCAAGAAGAUGAGAUCUCAUCACCUAUUAACAAGGUUCGCCGUGUCUCCUUUGCGGAUCCAAUAUACCGAGCAGGGUUGGCAGACGACAUUGAUAGGCGAUGCCCUCUUGUUAGGUCUCAUUCUUCAAAUAGUUCACCUAUAAUAAGAAACGUUAAAACUUCACCUACUUCACAGACAAAGCAUAAUACCACUUCAGCCAAAGGAUUUCUGUCUCCAGGAUCACGUAACUGUAAAUUUAAGAGCUCAAAGAAGUGUUUAAUUACAGAAAUGGCCAAAGAGUCCAUAUCAUGCCUCACAGAAAGUGUUUACCCACCUUUGAUGAAUUGUGCAGCACCAGUUGACAUAAUUUUACCUCAGAUUACCUCUAACAUGUGGGCAAGAGGUCUAGGACAACUCAUCAGAGCGAAGAAUAUAAAAACUAUUGGGGAUUUGAGUACUCUUACAGCAUCAGAAAUAAAAGCUCUUCCUAUUCGUUCUCCAAAAGUAUCGAAUGUAAAAAAAGCUCUCAGAAUAUAUCAUGAACAGCAGAUGAAAUCUCAUGGACUUGAAGAAAUUCCGGUUUUUGAUAUUUCUGAGAAAACACUAAAUGGAAUAGAAAAUAAAUCAGCUGACGAAGAAAGACUUGCCUCAGAUUUGAUCGAUCCUGCUGCUUUAGAAACUCCAUUAUCGAAAAAUCUUGUGGCACAAAUUAGUGCUCUUGCGCUUCAGUUGGAUUCUGAGGAUCUCCAUAACUAUUCAGGAAGUCAGCUAUUUGAAAUGCACGAGAAACUUGGUUCUAUGGCGAACUCUAUAAUAAAAAAUCUGCAGUCACGUUGGAGAUCACCAGCCCAUGAAAAUUCUAGUUAGUAUCUUAAGAGAAAAUUGAAGAUUUUAAAACAUCACCAUAUUUCCUGAUUGAUAAACAUGUUCUGGCAUAUUGCAGAAUUUAAAAGAGGAAAGUGUUUGCAAAGUUAGUAACAUCUAACACCAUGAAAGACAGUGAUUUUAUUGUGUAAGUGCAGUUUUUAAUUUCAUUAGGUAAGUUUUUUUUUCUCCACCACAUUUUCUUGGCUAUGUGUAGUUUUUCAUGAAAAGUAAAUAUUUCACUGAAAUUGAAAGCAAGAAUAGAAACAAGCUACAUUUUAUUUUGUACUUUCGACUCUUGCUUAUUUUGGUGAUCUGUGUAAUGAAAAAUAGGUGAAAUUGAAAUUUUUUUAUUUGAAUUUUGCUGAACUGAUAAACAUGUUUAUACUUGGGUUUUGUUUUUACCAGAGGUUUGGGAAAUGGUUUCCUAGUAAAACACUUCAAAUGAGAUGUAAAAAAAAAGAGGGGGCCUUCACCUCCCUCCCACAUAGAUGUCACUUUAGACAGUUUAGAAGAAGAAAAAAUACCAAGUUUCAACUUCCUAGGUUAAAAUAUUGAUGCAGAAUGUACUAAAAUCCCAUUCCUUUGCAUUACCAAUUUGGGCAGCAGCAUUUGCCUAUGAAAAUUUACUCUAGAGAUAACAGUAUUCAUUUCUCAAUGUAUGACUGUACAUUAUGUAUAGAUGGCAUUUAAUUUAUAAAUCUCAGCCUUCAUUGAUUUUUUUUCAGUUGUGAAUACAGUUUUGUUUAAUUGAAAUAUUUGUAUAUAUUUAAUACUGAAUUAUCAAUAUAGGCAGUAGAAAUACUUCAUGGGCUUGCUGCAAAUACUUGUAGUAUUCUGUAUCUACAAAUAAAACAGCACAUAGUUUUUGUACUUAGUUAAUAGUGUUGGUUAAAACAUGGGUUUAUUUUCUAAAGUGUCCAAAAAGUAAAAUUUAUUGAAAUGAGAAAAUGUUACAUGACAACUUUGCUAUUCAUGUCCUUUUUCUUUUGGUUUGGAAGAAGAUACCAGCCACUAGAAAGUGUGUCUCAUUAACAUUUCUUCUUAAUGAAGAGUUAGUUUGAAUAUUUUUUCAUUGCAAGUUGGACUGUAAGAAGUCUAGAGAUAACCUGCUUUUUCCACCUAUACCUAAAAGUAAACUUGGAUAGAGUUUGAAACUGCUCUUUUUAUAUGUGUAUGUAUGUUUUGCCAAGUUUCAAAAUAGAGCGUGUAAUUAAAACAUUUGUAAAUUUCACCAAGUAGUGUUAGUGCCUGGUUUCCCAUGUAUGUUAUGUCUUUGUGUGCAUGAGACAGAGACAGGGACUUGCUGUAUAUAGUCCAGGCAGACACGGAGCUAUGUCGCCCAGGCUAGUCUUGAAUUUGAGAUCCUCUAACCUCAGUCUCUGCUGAGCACCCUGAUACAGGUAUAUGCCACCUUGUCCAGCUUAUUUGUGGGUGCGGGUGUGGGUGUAUGUAUGUGUAUGUGUGUGUGUGUUUAACUAGAAUUUAUCUCACUUGUCUGAUCAAGUCAGAAGUGCAUCAAGUCAUAGGAUCUUUAACCUUUUGUCUACUUUAAGGUCUCCCUUUCCAUUAGGGACCUUCAACCAGUCCCUGUAAAAAUUGAUCUUUUUCAAAAUCAAAAAUAUUGUUAAUACAUUUUUGGUUUGAAAUAUACACCCAUAUAUCACGUGUGUGUGAUACAUGUAAACAGUGAUUUUUAAAAAUUCUGGGGUUGUUGAAUUAAGAAUUGUAGCUUGAUUUAAAAAAAAACUCAAUUUUAAAAAAGUGAAACACAGUUGUGGUUUACAUUGAUAUUAUAUAUCUGUAAUCCUUUAAUAUCUUAGGACCUUUAACAAAGUCCACUCCUUCUCUUAAGAACCUACCUACCUUCUUUUCUUCCUUCCUUCCUUCCUUUCUUCCAUCCAUCCAUCCAUCCAUCCAUCCAGAGACAGGAUCUUUCUGUAUAUUCAGGCUAGCCUUGAACUCACUGUGUAGCCCAGGCUGGCCUUGAACUUACAGUGAACCCUCCGACCUCAGCUUCCCAAGUACUGGGAUUUUUCUGUCAUAUUUAAUACUGAAGAGGCAUGAAUUUGUAGUGAACAGGAUGAGUAUGGGUAGGAAAGGGUAUGUUUGGAGAAGGAAUAGCUGCAUAGUUUAAUGCAGGUACAGUUCAGAGAUAAGAAUCAGUUUAUUUCACGAUUGCAUGCCAUAAGGUUGGUGUGAACUGUUCUCAUGUGUUGGUGGGAUGAAGCUCUUGGGAAACUAGAAUACAGCGGAAAAUGUGGCUAAAAUGAUUACCAUGUAAGUGCUAAUACUAGUUAAGUUGUGGUUCAUUGAAAUUGUGUUUAAAAAUACUGUAUGAGGCCUAAUGUGAGCUUGUUAAAUCUUUUUAAUUGCUGCGGUGACAAGCAUAUAUAUGAAUCACCUUACGUCAGUAUUCACUGCAAAUGUCUCCCCGAAGUAACAAAAGCAUUAAUAUUUUUUUGGUAGGCUCCAGUGUAUUGUUUCAUUAAUAAAAAUAGAUGUUUUUUCCUAGGUCUUUUCUGAUCAUUAAUAAAACAUGGCAGAUACUACAUUCAGAUCCAGUUUAAUAAUUACUUGUCUUGAAUCUAAUAGCAUGCAGUGUAAUUUUUAAUACCUAUGAAAUCUGUUGGACUUAAGUUUUCAGUAUUUGAGUCCAUUAUUUAAAGAUACUUGACUAUUUCAACAAGUUUAAACCAUUGGAGUUUUACUCUUAAUUCCAAAUAGUAUAGAUUGGGUCACAUUAAUCCUUCUAGGGAUAAUAUAGUCAAAUAAAGGAUUGAAAUCUGAAUUUUAAAAGCAUGAUUGUUAGCUGACAUUGCUCAUGGAUUCUUUUUUCAGUAUAAUUUGAAGGUAGCCACAGAUUCUAUUACCUUUUCAGGAUUAUAUAAGUAUCAUUAAUUGCCAGAACAACAAAUAAAAUUGGAGGAAAAAAAUAGAGAUCUGUAUCAAAGUAGGAUUUUAAAGGAAUGAAAAUACUAGAAAAAAUUGCUGUUGGAAAAGCUAGUUGGUUGAGAUUUAGUAGAUGGAGAAGGCUAUGUUAUUAAAUACAUAAUUCACUUUAUCCAUAAGCCACUUGAAAACCUUUGUUUCAUACAUACAAAAACAUGCACACACAUGCGUAUUAGGCUGACCUUCAGAUUUUUAAUAGUGCUUUUCCAACUUACAGGGUGCAAGUAAAAUUGUGAAUUCUGCUUAAGUAGAUCUCAGUUGGGGCCUGAGAGUUCACAUUUUUAACAGACUCCCAUAGUAUUUACAAGUACUGAUGUCUAUUAUUUGUACUUGUAAUAGAUUUAAAAGACUCCAAGCCUUUAUGUAACAUUUGCUAACCUAAGCAGAUUUGUCUUAAGAUUAUUAUAAAAGUAAUGGUAAACUUUUAUAAAUUUCUGAAGUUGAAGAAUUGAGAAUGCAAACUGAUUCUGAAGCCAUCAAUAUAAAGUCUAAAACUUUUUGAAAGUUACGAUCAGAAUUUUGUGUCUUUCGGAGCUUCUAUAAAUAAAGGAUUCUUAAAAAAUAGGUACCCCUGAGCCUCAUGUUGGUAAAAACCUUAUUAAUAUAUCAGAUCAGAUAGCAUUUUCUCAUGAGUAUAUGUGGAUCAUGGUUUCAAUUUUUGUUAAUAGGAAAGUUAAGUUUUUCAAAUAAUCAGAAAUAUAGUCAGUCUAAAUCUUGCUGUCAUUUUAUUUAAUAAACCUUAAAAAGAGCAUAAUCUCUUAAGAUUUGUUUGGUAUUGGUAGUGAAAUCUCAUCUGACAUGCUGAGGACUUCUGGUAACUUAAUUUGUUGUUCUGUUACUUAGUGAAGAAUUUGUUUCAUUGUAAGGUGUUAUUUGAAGGAUACAGUUGAAUAAUUUGGUCCUUAAAGUGAAUUUUUCUAUAGAUUGAGCUUGGAUAUUGAGUUUCCCUUAAGUGUUUCAACACUAUUUGUAAGAGCUGCCCAUUCAAGAGACCAGAAAAUUUAACCAAAAGUUGUGUGUAGUAGGACUUUGAAACUGGUUUAUCAAGAUUUAUUGGUUAAAGUGAGGCAUGAUAGCUCAUUUCUGUAAUACCAACAUCUUGGGGGAUUGAGGUAGAAUUGAGUUCAAGGUCAGCCUAAUCACUUACCAAAAACUUGUCUCAAACAUUUGUUUAUUGAUGGUUUAAUUUAAUGGUUUCUUGUGGCCCAAUUAAUGGGAUAUUUACUCUAUGCCAAGUUUAAAGCUUCACCUUUCAAACUUGAAGAUCUGUAUGCAGUCUUAAAGAACUAUGAAAAUUCAGUUCUUAGAAUACACGUUAAAUUUUACAAUGUGGUUUUAACCAUUUUUCCCUUUAUAUACUAAACCUUUCUCCAAAGAAUGAUUUGAUUUGUUCUUUAAAUCCAAAGAUGACAUGCUAAGCUAUAGCCCCUACUCUUCAGUAAGACUAUUGAACUGAAGGCUGUCUUUCCAAUUGUUAUGUUUACCAAGUUAUAAUUGUGGAAAAUGCUAAGCUUUUUCACUAGAGAGUGAUAAAGUGAAGGACGGGAAAGGAACAUUGAGCCAAAAUUUUAAUGAUGAAAUUACACUUUUGGAUGUUGGGAGCAGGAGUCCACAAACUGAAGGUAGCUGUUAACCAUACCUGAGAGCUGUUCUGUACCAAACAGUACCAUAAUUGCUGUUUAUAACCCCUUUGAGUGACUUUUUAAAAAGUAGUUUAGCAUUGCCCCAUACAUACACCAGCAAUAAACUAAUCAUCUCCAAUAGAAGACAGCUUCGUUAAGUGGAUAAAAAAUGUGAGUGGGAAGUUUACCUUUAAAAUAGUGUUAGGGAACUGAAAAUGGAAUAUAGUAUAAUUAUUUUUAUAUAUAUAAUUGAAUGAUUAAAGGGUGUUUAAAGCAUUUUAUUUUUAUAGGAUGAAACCUUUGUAAAAGAAAAUGAAUGUAAGGUGGACCAGUUUUUGAAUAUAGACAUUGAAUGGUGGCGUUCUUAACUAAGUCUUUAUAUAAGGACCAAACAGCUACAUCUGCCACCAGUUUUGUACUUCCCAUGAGUCAAAAUGAGUUUUUAUAUUUUCUAUAUGAUUGGGAAAAGUUAAGACUAUUUUGAAAAUGAUGAAAAUGCAUAAAUAUCAACUUCAGUAUCUAAAAGUAAAAUUGUUUUGAACCAUUAGUCACUCAUUUACAUACUGUUUACUGUUGGCUGCUUCCUUGCUUCUGUGGCAAAAUUGAGUAGUCUGACACAGAUGUAUAACCAACAACUACUAAAAUAUUUACUAUCUGACCCUUUUCAGAUUUGUCAGUUCCUAUUAUGAAAGAUUAUUUUGUUCAUCUCUGACACAUAGUUGAUUUGCUUCUUGCAGGCUUGGCUGUAUUCUGGAUUCUCAUUUUUUAAAUUUUUAUUUUGAGAUAGGGUCUUAUAUGCAGUUCAGACUGGCUUUGGGCUCACUUUGUAGCCCAGGUUGGUGUCAGACUUCGAGCAAUCGUCCUGCCUUAGCCUCCUGUGUGCUGGGAUUACAGGAAUGUGCCACUCGUGCCCUGUUCUCUUUUGUCUUUUACUACUACCCAAAUAGGCAUACCAGCAGGUACUAGUACUUUCUUAGUUUGUUUUUGGUUUUUGGUGCCGGGGAUAAAACUCAUGACAUCGAAUUUGCUAGGCAGGUGCUUUAUGCCGCUGAACUAAAUCCCCGGCACUAGUACUUUUUAAAAAUAAUACCUUUUUAUUCCUAAACUCUUAGAGUAGCUGUUUGCCAUGAAAACAAGGGACUUUGGUUUGAGGGAAAAGAAUCUAGCAUGGAUAUGUAACACUUGUGAAAUAAAUUAGGCUAUAGAAGUUUGCUUUUUCUAGCAGUGAAUUACCGGUUGCUUUCAGUCUAACUCCACCUCCUGUGGAUAGCCCUAACUGAUGUGCACUUAGAAAAAGACUAAGAACCAAGCCAGUCAUUUGUAUUUUUGUUGGCAUCACUUGGCAGACUCAGCUUUGAGAAUUAAGUUGAAAGUUAAAAUAUCUGUAAUUAACUGCACUAAAUGACAAGGUACAGUUUUAUUUACUCAUGUAAUACUUUGUCUAAUGCUUGUAGCAGGUAGAGCUAUACCUUUUUUUAAUUGGUAUUUCUGUUUCGUUUUGAUGGUUGAGAAUCUGAUGCACAGUAAAACCUGUCAUGAAUUGAGAGUUGACUGUUAGUUGAAACUGGUUAUUGUAACCUUCCCCCUCACCCCUUAAAAAAAUGCACUUUUUACCAAGAAUAAAACCAUUAAAAUCUAAA
Cavia porcellus (domestic guinea pig) is the source of this 13820-nucleotide messenger RNA. RefSeq names its product replication timing regulatory factor 1 (gene Rif1). Gene Ontology annotation, biological process: telomere maintenance. The coding region runs from base 218 to 7609 and encodes 2463 amino acids. Gene Ontology annotation, cellular component: nucleus. The record is from RefSeq and is a predicted model, not a curated record. Lineage: Eukaryota; Metazoa; Chordata; Mammalia; Rodentia; Caviidae. The transcript is spliced from 36 exons.